Messenger RNA from Caenorhabditis briggsae, 1464 nucleotides. Lineage: Eukaryota; Metazoa; Nematoda; Chromadorea; Rhabditida; Rhabditidae. The coding region runs from base 1 to 1464 and encodes 487 amino acids. The transcript has 7 exons. The record is from RefSeq and is a predicted model, not a curated record.
AUGGAAAAAAUCAACUCGGAAAGACCGAGUAUCAUUGAUGAAGAAUCUUCUUCACCCUCGGCAGAAACAUCACCGCAAACCUCAAUCAUGUUUUCAGCAGUAAACAAUAAGACGGAUGAAAAACGAUAUGUGAUCGAAGGCAUUAAAAAUCUCAUGGCUCUCUCAAGACGUGCCAAGCUGAAUGAACGAGAGAAUGAGUUUCUUCGCAGUGAAAACCAAGCACUCAGAGAAGAAAAUGAGGCAUUAAUGAAAGAAAUUUCUACUAAAACAGUCUCCUCAGAAGAUAUGAUUCUGAACUCCAAAAUUGAGGAGCUAGAAAUUAUUGGAAUGCCACCAGACCCUAUUGAAUCAGAGAAAGAGCGAAUACUCCUUCUCAGAGAUAUUGAAAUUCUUCGAGAACGUGUGAAAGAGUUGGAGAAUGCUCAAACUGAUGUCAACAGAAGCGAGUGUGGAACGCAAGUUGAAGUUCAAGAAGUACUGGCUUCGAAUACACUUGAGACGCCAGAUAUUUAUUUUUUGAAGGAAACAGAAGCUAUCAAAACAUCUGAUGUGCCAUCCCGAACCGAAGAAUCGAAUUUUGUUCAUGAAAGACCAACUGCCGAGUUCCAAAAGAAUAAUUUGAUGCCACAGAUGGAGUCUCGGAAAAAAGAGGUUGCCGCCAGACAUGACACAUCGAAAGAAGAACAAGAGACUGUAGUUAUUUUGAUCAAAUCUCUAGAAAUUGAACAAGAAAAGUAUCAGUAUGCAUUGGAAGUCAUUCGAACACUGGAAGAAGAAGCUCUGGAAAUCAAAAAACUUCGAAAACAAGUCGAGAAUCUCAAAAAAGAGAAGACCAGCAAUCCGGAUGAUACACGUCUUCGAAACGAAAUCGGCACGCUAAUCAAGAACAUGGAAGAGUUUUCCGAGGGAAGACGAUUCGAAGAUCUUCCUGAAUCAUUCAGAUUUGAACCUCCUCCUUACUACUACAGUUCGGAUACCUUUUCUAGAACCGUCGAUAUUUUGAAGACAAUUCUGAAAGGUGGACGAUUCCCGAACAAUAUGAUAAACGAUUUCUGGCGCUCGCUGAUUCGACGUGCCGAGCAGAUUGAACACGUUAUCAGAGACAAGACAGAAAAUGCCAAAAAACUCGCAGGAGAUGAGAUCAUCCGUCUGAAUGAUAUUCAUGCGAAGGAGAAGAAUACUUUCCGCGUCAAUCUGCAACUCACCGAGAAACGGCUAUCCUAUGCUAUUCAAGAACUAGAGGAAUACAAAAAAACGGCAAAUAGUUCGGUUCAGAGUGAGCCCGAUUCCCUAAAAACUACAGCAUCCACAAAUCAAAGCACAGUGAUCGAUCAAACAAGACUUGAAAAGUUGCCGAAAUCAUCUCCAAUGGCUGGCUUCAUCCAAAAUAACCCAAGUGUUCCGGUGGAUAAAGGAUGGGUGAUGAACAGGUUCAUCAGAGGACCAAAGAAUACUCCUCAUUAA